GCUUUUCUUCCCUUCCCCCCCCCCUCCCCACCCUUUCCGCUUGCACAUCCCUGUGGCGGCCCGAAACGCUUCUCUCUCUCUCUCAGCGAGGACAUCCCCCCACACCGCAACCAUGAUGAAGCUUUUCGAUAAGAACAAAACCUUCCGCCCGAAAAAGAAAUUCGAGCCUGGCACGAUUCGCUAUGAGCUCCACAAGAAGUCCAAGGCUUCCCUCGGUGCCAGCUUCAAGAUUCAGCACUCGGUCAAGCUCCCCCCCGGGGACGAUCUCAACGAGUGGCUUGCCGUGCAUGUGGUCGACUUCUUCAACCGUAUCAACCUCAUUUACGGCACUCUGGUGGACUUCUGCACCCCGAAGACCUGCCCUCGGAUGACUGCCGGCUCGAAGUUCGAGUACUACUGGAAGGAUGACCACCAGUACAAGCAGGCCACCUCCGUGUCGACUCCCCUCUACGUGGACCUCCUGAUGAAGUGGGUCGAGUCGCAGAUCAACGACGAGAGCAUCUUCCCGCCCGAGGUUGGCCGGCCCUUCCCGAAGAACUUCAAGGCCAUUUGUGCCAACAUCUUCCGCCGGCUGACGCGCGUGUUCUGCCAUGUGUACAUCCACCACUUUGAGAUGAUCCAGGAGAUCGGUGCCGAGGCGCACAUCAACGCCUGCUUCAAGCACUUCUAUUACUUCACCGCCGAGUUCAAGCUCGUCGACGAGAAGGAGCUCCGGCCACUGGAGGACUUCAUCAACUCCGUCAUCAAGGAGUCCCCGCCGGCCCAAUAGGCAGCCACCACGGCCGUACCCCCCCCCCCUGGCAUCCACACCCUGUCUGUCCUGGCAUAUCUUGUGCAUGGUCCUGUUUGCAGGUGACCAUAAUGCAAAGACAACAUUCGCAUGCGCAUCCGCGUGGCCCCCUGCUCCCGCUCAUCCUAUUCCAGCUUCUUGUCGUGCUGUGUGAGCACACACCGCAGGGCAUGGGGUUUGUGAGGGAGCACGGACACGGGGACCGGCUGCAAGGACAUUCGCGCAAAGGCGAUAGGCACACGGAGUGCAUGCCCUCCCCGGGCCCCCAUAUCCCGUCGGCCAGAGUUCAGCCCCGGCAUGCCUCCUCCUCCCACCCUUCACCUUGCGCGAUAAUGUCCCCAUCCGCC
Molecule: messenger RNA, 1137 nt
Organism: Fonticula alba
Lineage: Eukaryota; Rotosphaerida; Fonticulaceae
Product: maintenance-ploidy protein MOB1 (MPS1 binder 1)
Exons: 3
Coding region: 113-769 (218 amino acids)
Biological process (GO): signal transduction; positive regulation of protein phosphorylation
Cellular component (GO): cytoplasm; nucleus
Molecular function (GO): protein kinase activator activity
Source: RefSeq, a predicted model, not a curated record